Drosophila ficusphila is the source of this 819-nucleotide messenger RNA. RefSeq lists its product as uncharacterized. NCBI's taxonomy places the organism in Eukaryota, Metazoa, Arthropoda, Insecta, Diptera, Drosophilidae. The transcript has a single exon. The coding region runs from base 108 to 776 and encodes 222 amino acids. The record is from RefSeq and is a predicted model, not a curated record.
CUUAGGAGGAGCUAAUAUUUUCUUUGGGUCUCAACUUGACAAAACCCCAGUUUUUUUUUUACGAUUUUCGUAAAAUAUUUUGCAAAGAAAUUUUAAAAGUUUGUACCAUGAACCACAUAAAUUCAGUUGCAUUCGAGGGGCUGAUGGAACGCACCAAUAAAAGCAAUGAGCAGCAAAUGGAACUGGAAUCUUCAUUUGGUUUGGUUGAAAUCACAAAGGAGCCCGUAAAGAAAUCUGAUGAAUCUAACGAAGGUGUUCAGGUGAUAGAUGGAAAUCCGAAGUUGGAUACUCCCAAGGAGCUUAUAAAAAAACCCGAUGAAACCGAGAAAGAGGAGCAGAAAAAGGCAUCAGGAAUCGCAACCCAUACUCCAAGUAAAAUGGACACCAAGCCGACGAGCCUGUCAUAUUUCGAUUUCAACAAGAUGGCAAAACUAAGGGCGCUGGCUUUUAAAGAAACCACUCCCAAAUGGGUUACAGAAAAGGAUCGUUUGAUGAUGGUAUCCUUAAUCGUCGACGAGAUCAACGGGCAGCUGAGCGAUCUGAUCGCCAAGUGUGAACGAUUGCAGAAGAAGUCCGAGGGAAAACCCAUCAUGCUGCCAAUUAAACUGCUGCCACGUUACCUCAGGUACCGGCCACCUGUGGUCAUCUCCUCCCUAAUCCCCUCCAGGAAGGCCCCCAAGUUGAGCAAGAAGAAGGUGCGCCUGGUGGUCAAGGGACAAGUCAAACACCGAUUGUGCAACUGCUACGUCACCGUCAUCACCAGGAACCCAGAAUGAACUAAUAAACUGAAAUGCCUUCGGUAAUUUUUAAAAUACAAAA